Molecule: messenger RNA, 3017 nt
Organism: Chenopodium quinoa (quinoa)
Lineage: Eukaryota; Viridiplantae; Streptophyta; Magnoliopsida; Caryophyllales; Amaranthaceae
Product: coumaroyl-CoA:anthocyanidin 3-O-glucoside-6''-O-coumaroyltransferase 2-like
Exons: 1
Coding region: 763-2247 (494 amino acids)
Source: RefSeq, a predicted model, not a curated record
GCAUUGAAAAGAUAGCAUGUAUGUUUAUUUAAUUUUACUCCAUAUCUUAUCGUGUACCCAACUUGGGUAAAGGUAGCAUUGGUAGGAUUCACUACUACAAAGUUAGUAAUAUUUGAUGUAGCCUGGGUAUCUAGAAUUUGAUUAAAGAUUUGGCCAAAUUUUGUCGGCUGAGCUGAGCAAGAUGGGCUUCUAGCAGAGUAACAGGAAUAUUAUUAUACACUCAUGUCCUAUUCGUGUAUUUGGCAUUUAGUGGAAGCCAUGAUAUAAAUUAGUUACGAGGAUGUCAUGUAAAGGACUCAAUUAGAUUGCUCCACUAAAAGUAGUUGAUUCAAUAUCAAUAAUAUUAUCAUGAUUUAUAAGUUUACAUUAUUAUUACUUCGUAGUAGGGUAUAAAUAAUAUUCCAAUCACAUCCUUUGCUCUAUUUUAUUUAAAUGGGCAGGUACCCUUUAAUUUCGUUUUCAAUGAUCAAAUUCAAACUUUCCCUAGCUGCUUCUAGAGAGUAUAAUGCAAAAGUCACGUUUUUCGCGAUUGUUAGAGUUGAAUACCCCACUAAAUUAGUGUAGGCCUAUGUAAUACAAAUUGUUGCUGCUAUAAUUGGUUCUUGUUUGAUGCUUGCCUCCCUCCCAUUCUGAGAUGGAGAUUUAAGAUCAGUUGCUCUUGUUAAACUGCUCUGAUUGUUGGCUGGAUGAUUGUUUCCAUCUAGCGUCUGUCGUAUAAAGAGGGACCGGAGGUUGUACACUAACAGCAGCACAAUAUUGUAUAUGGUAAUGGCUCCUUCGUCUUUAAUUAAUGGUGUUGGCGGUAGUAGUGCAGUCCAAAUAAUUGAGUCAUUCUACAUUUCCCUCCCACCUGCCACCACCACUCCACAUUCAUAUUCUCUCCCUCUGACUUUCUUUGACAUUCCUUGGCUUCAAUAUCAUCCACUCCAACCUCUCUUUUUCUUUCAACUUGCACCUGUAUCUGUUUCUUUUUUGGAAUUCAGUUCUAACAUCCUCCCUAGACUCAAACACUCCCUCUCGUCUGCCAUGCAAUAUUUCUUUCCCUUUGCCGGUAAACUCACGACUACACAUACUCUCCCGGAUAAUCUAGUUUUCUUGACAGAGAAUGGGAAAUCAGAUUCAGUUGGUUUGACUGUUGCGCUGUGUAAUGCUGAUUUUAAUGAUUUAAGCAGCUAUGCCUACAAGUCUGCUUAUAUCUUUCAACAAUUGGUUCCCUCAUUGCCAACAAUUGCAUCCUCCACUAUCAUUGCUUCCCCAGUUCCUUUAUUAGCCGUUCAGAUCACAUUCUUUCCUUCACCUUCUCCUGGUUUCUCCAUUGGCUUUGCUUCUCAUCCUGUACUUUGUGAUCAGAGGACCUUUAGUAACUUCCUUCACACUUGGGCUUCUUUCUCCAAGUUUGGUCAUCUAAACUUUUCAAUUGUCCCAACCUACCCUGCCUCCUUUGACAGGUCUGUGAUUCUCGAUUCUAAUGGACUUCAGUCUAUAAUGUUGGAGCAGUGGUUGGGCUUGGAGUCCAACCCAACCACGUCCAUGAAGAUGCUACCCCCUCCUGCUGCUGCUGCUGCUCAUGUCUCACUCCGGUCCACAUUUGUCAUGGGCUCAGCUGAUAUUGCUAAUGCUAAACGAUGGUUACAAGCUCAGUGUGACAAGCUCAACAGAUCCUACCCUGUUCUCUUGUCACCCUACGUUGUCACUUGUGCCUUUGUGUGGACCUGUUUCUUAAGAGCCCAGGUCCAAAACAGUGUUGUUACUAAAGCCAAAACAAUGGGUCCGAUGUACUUUGGAUUCAUUGCAGGUGGUAUUACCCGUUUACCCUAUCAGGUAUCUGCUAAGUAUUUUGGUAACUGUGUCGGGUUUGGACGGGCAGUAGCAAUGAGGGAGGAGUUACUGAAGGAAGGUGAGGGCAUGUUGGCAGCUGCUGAUGCAAUUGGGCAAACCGUGAAGAUGUUGGACAGUGAUGUUUUAGGAGGAGCCGAGAGGUGGAUAUCUGAAUGGCAGACAUUAAUUGAGUCUGAAGAUCAUAUUCAUGUGGUUGGGUCGCCCAAGGUGAACCUGUAUGAGACGGAUUUUGGGUGGGGGAAGCCAAAGAAGAUUGAAGAAAUUUCAAUUGAUGGAACCAGAGCCAUCUCUCUUACACAGAGCAGAGACAUGAAAAGUGGAAUUGAAAUAGGGCUCACUUUGUCCAACUUCAUUAUGGAUGACUUCUAUUCUAUCUUCACUCAAGGCCUUCGUGUUUUUGCCCAGUGAGGCUGGCCAUCCAUUACAUGCUUGUCAAGACCGUUGAGAGUUCAAGUUAUGGCGUUGUACAGUAUGUAUUCCGUUGUCCAGCAUCGUUUAUUUGUAAUAAGUAAGCCUUAUUGUUAGACUAUAGACUGUCAAAAACUCUCCCCUGAUCAAAGCUUUAGGCUAUAUUGUUCCGUUCUUUGAGUGUUAAUUUCCUUUUUUUAUUAAUCAAUGUCUUUAUUUACUUUGUUAGACCCUAUUCUCUCUGCCUUAAAAUAAAUAAUAUUAAAAAAAAAUCACUCCAAACCCUAAAAUUUUCUAUAUUCUCUCUUUUCAAACCUAGCCACUAUAAUAAAACGUAGGGGUUGCCAUCGAUUUUUAACGAUGGUAAGCCCCAAAUUCUUCUUUAAUUUAAUGUUUUUAGCCAAUAAAGAUCACCAACAGUUUGGUGAUUAUAGUCAGUCAUUUGAAAGAUUCGUCUUGCAAAUUUGUGGAAUUGCGGGUCUGUUGGUAUAGGGGUGUAGAUUUAGAAGAUUCGUCUUGUAAAUUUGCAGAUCUUGAUGACCAAUCAAGUUUUUUCACUUUUGCAACUAUACAUUAAUGGAGCUACGUCAAGAACAAUGCAAAGACAUCUAAAAUUAUCCAGAGCAGUUCAGAAGCGAUAUCAUUAGUUUAGGGGUGUUUAAUUCUUGUAUUGAGAAUUUAGAUCUCUUAAGGGAUGAUUAUAAGUGCCGAAUGACUAUUAUUAUUUUAUGAAAUUACCCCUUCCUAUUUCAUUCAAAAAAAAAAAAAAU